This is a messenger RNA of Porites lobata, 2227 nucleotides long. Lineage: Eukaryota; Metazoa; Cnidaria; Anthozoa; Scleractinia; Poritidae. The record is from the annotation of a GenBank genome assembly.
CAUUUUAAUGAACCCAGUCAUCCCAGUCGUCCUAGUGAUCCCAAUCAACCCAGUCAUCCUAGUCAUCUUAUUUAUUCCAGUCACCUUAAUGAUCCCAGUCAUACCAGUCAUCCCAGUCAUACUAGUCACCCCAGUCAUCCCAAUCAUCCCAGUCACCCUAGUCAUCCCAGUCAUAGUAGUCAACUAAGUCAUCCCAGUCAUAGUUGUCAAAUAAGUCAUCCCAGUCAUCAUAGUUAUCCCAGUGAUCCUAGUCAUCCUAGUCCUCUCAGUCAUCCCAGUCAUCCUAGUCAACCCAGUCAUCCCAGUCAUAGUAGUCAAGUACGUCAUCCCAGUCCACCUAGUCAUUCCAGUCAUCUCAGUCACCCCAGUAAGCCAUGUCAUCCCAGUCAUCCUAGUGAUCCCAGUCAUCCCAGUCGCCCUAGUCAUCCCAGUCAUCCUAGUUGUCCCAAUCAUUCUAGUGAUCCCAGUCAUCCCAGUCAAUCCAGUCAUCCAAGUCAUCCUAGUCAUCCCAGUCACCCUAGUUUUCCUAGUCAUCUUAGUCAUUCCAGUCAGCCUAGUCAUCCCGCGCCAGUCAUGUUAGUAAUCCCAAAAGUCCCAGUCAUCUCAGUCACCCCAGUCAGCAGUGUCAUCCCAGCCAUUCAAGUCGUCCUAGUGAUCCCAGUCAUCCCAGUCAUCCAAGUCAUGCUAGUGAUCCCAGUCAUUCCAGCAGUGAUUCAGAUAUACCUCAGUCUUCGGACAUGGUCCGAGACAAUUUUUAUUUGUCCAAAAAAAAAUUUACCUAAAUUAUACUCUAAAUGUGUCUUGUGGUAGUGAUAAAUGUUACAGAUGGGUACAAUUUUCCAUAUAGGGAAGAUAUCCCUAGUUUGAGCUGCAAUUUGUGCACCAAACAAUGCAACCGCUGCCAUCUUGGAUGUAUUUUACAAAGAUCUCACAGUGCGUGCAAUUGGUCAGAUGAAAGCCAACAGGAGUGUUUGUUAUAAUGCAGGCACUACCUUUGAUUCUAUUUCGAGCGAACCUUAGUUAUGGCUGAAAAGAGCCAAAAACCUUUGUCAUAUUUUUUCCAAUGAAGAAAGCAGUGUGAAGACGAAUCUGAUAAAGAAAGCACAACAAUGCAAGUUGCUCAUGAAGAAUUGAAUGAUGUCGAUGAUCCAACAGAAGAAAUUAACCGUGGCUGGAUUAUGAUCAAGAAAACAACAAGAUGAAGUGCAGUUCAGGUGGCUAUGUUUCCCUAACAUAAGAAUAUCCUGUGACAGUUUUUUUUGUUAUGGAAGUCGCACAUUUGAACAUUUUAUGGUGCUAUGUUUGUAAUUUCAAAAUCCAUUCGAUGUUUAAUAGGUAAGGAUAGAGGAAAACAAAAUACAUUGUAUCUUCACAUUUCAUUUUGGAAACAUAAACUUCAAACUUGAAAGAGGUAUAAUUAUUCAAGUUUAAUGCAGUCAUGCAUUGGCAAUGCUCUUAACAAAAGAAAUGGGUCUCCUACACCUUUUACGUGUGAAAUUAUAUUUUACGCAUUUUUUAAACUAGAAGUAUCUUGAAAGGAUCUAAUUUUCAUCUAUUCUGUCACAAUAAAAAAAAUGAUGUCUGACAAAAACUAAAAAUGUCCUAAGAAAAUUCAGCUUUUUAGGACAUUUGUCCUAAACACUUUUUCAUGGAUCUGAAUCACUGGGUGCCAGUCAACCUAGUCAUCCUAGUCACCCUAGUCAUCCCAGUCAUCUUAGACAUUCCAGUCGUCCUAGUCACUCUAGUCAUCCUAGUCAUCCCAGUCAUAGUAGUCAACUAAGUCAUCCCAGUCAUCCAAGUUAUCCCAGUCAUCCUAUUCAUCCCAGUCAUAGUUGUCAAAUAAGUCAUCCCAGUCAUCCUAGUUAUCCCAGUGAUCCUAGUCAUCCCAGUCCUCUCAGUCAUCCUAGUCAACCCAGUCAUCCCAGUCAUAGUAGUCAAGUACGUCAUCCCAGUCACAGUAGUCAAGUACGUCAUCCCAGUCAUCCGAGUCCACCUAGUCAUCCCAGUAAUCCAUGUCAUCUCAGUCAUCCCAGUAAUCCAUGUCAUCCUAGUCACCCUAGUCAUCCCAGUCAUCCCAGUCAUCCUAGUUGUCCCAGUAAUUCUAGUGAUCCCAGUCAUCCCAGUCAAUCCAGUCAUCCAAGUCAUCCUAGUCAUCCCAGUCACCCUAGUUUUCCUAGUCAUCUUAGUCAUUCCAGUCAGCCUAGUCAUCCCACGCCAGUCAUGUUAG